This is a messenger RNA of Malassezia pachydermatis, 3363 nucleotides long. Its product is annotated as vacuolar assembling protein vps41. Gene Ontology annotation, cellular component: late endosome; HOPS complex. Gene Ontology annotation, biological process: cellular response to starvation; endosomal vesicle fusion; protein targeting to vacuole. The record is from RefSeq and is a predicted model, not a curated record. Gene Ontology annotation, molecular function: protein binding. Lineage: Eukaryota; Fungi; Basidiomycota; Malasseziomycetes; Malasseziales; Malasseziaceae. The transcript has 5 exons. Bases 1 to 3363 code for a protein of 1120 amino acids.
AUGAGCGAGGGCAUUACAUACAAGCAAGAUCUUCCCCCUCGUGGUGGUUAUGCGCCCAUUCGUUACAAGCGUAACAUGCCGGCCCGUGGUCCAAGUGGUGUCAUGAUGAUCUUUGCGACGAUCGGCAUUACGGCUUUUGGUUUCUACCGUAUGGGUCUUGGUAACGUAGAGAAGCGUGAACUGGCGCGUGAGCGUGCUUGGAGCCGCAUUUACCUGACACCGCUCCUGCUCGCUGAGUCGGACCGUGACGCAUUCCGCCGCAACCGGGCAUCGCAGUUGCGUGAAAAGCUCUUGAUGAAAGACGUGCCGGACUGGGAGGCAGCUGCAGAAACGCCGGCUACAGAGGAACUGCCAAACACGGAAGAACCUGUGUCAGCCCCCCAUGAUGUCGAGGACGAGGCCACGACGACUGCGACACCGAAGGAUCUUGAUGAUGAGGCGGUAGCAAGUGAACAUUCAGAAACAGAUUCGCUGCAUAGCACGUCGGAGGCCUCGACGACGGCCGAUACCGAGCCUGCCUUCCAUAUGGAUGUGCUUGGCGCAAGUAUUCAAGAUAUCUUGCAGAAAGACACACUGAGUGCCAUGGCUGUCUCUUCCAAAUCUAUUGCGAUGGGUAUGCACUCCGGAAUGAUAUACAUCGUUUCGCGAAGUGGCCAUUUGGAGAAAGGAUUCCGGUUUCAUUCAGCCACCGUGUUGGACUUGGUGUUUGACACGACAGGCGACUUUAUUGGGAGUGCAGGAAUGGACGGAAUUGUGGCCAUUGCCUCGUUAACAUCGUCAGAACAAUACCAAUUUGAUUUCCAGCGGCCGAUGCGAACAAUUGCAUUGGAACCGCAAUUCGGGCAUCGAUCUUCGCGUGCUUUUGUGUGUGGCGGCAUGUCGGGCAUCCUUGUGCACCGCGAGAAGCGCUGGUUUGGGCACCGCGAAGUCGUUCUGCAUAGCGAAGAAGGGCCCAUAUGGGCCAUCACAUGGCGUGGCUCAUGGAUUGCAUGGGCAAACGACCGUGGUGUGCGUAUUGCUGAUGCGAUAUCACACGAUGUUAUUACGUUCAUCCCUGCACCCGACGUUGCGCCACGCGCGGAACUGGUGCGCUGCACGCUUACAUGGCGCGAUGAUCAUACUUUGCUUAUUGCGCAGGGCGACCGUAUUACGAUCGCUAGCGUUAAGACACGCGAUGCGCCAGAAGAUCAGGUCCGAGCUGCCAUCCCAUCGGUACCGACCUUGUCAGGCCUCGUAUCCGGUUUAUCAUCCAGCGCUGAUGUCCCAUUGAAGCACUUUGUGGAGAUCACAGACAUCUUCCAGUUGGACUGUAUUGUGGCAGGGGUUGCUUGGAUGUCAGACAACAUUGUGACGCUAUCCUACGUGGUCGACAGUGAUGUCUUGGCAUCGUUGGGCCAAGACGAUGUGCGACUCUUAUCAGGGCAGCCUCCCGAACUUCGUGUGAUUAGCCGCUCGGGUGAUGAGCAGAGCAGCGACGUGUUGGACUUGGCAAACGUGGAUCGAUGUCGAUGCAAUGACUACCAUCUCUGUGUCUCCUAUGAAUGGGUGUACGACAACGUACUGAAGGAAAAAGUACAGAAGCCUGUAUAUUUCCUAGCGAGUCCACGCCAGGUAUGCCGGCUGCGUCCACGCACAGAACAAGAUCACAUUCAAUGGCUCUUGGAGCGUGCUGAGUACCGAGAAGCCCUAGAGGCCCUGGAGGCACUGGGGAGUGGCCCAGCGAAAGCGAUGGGCUUUGAUGUAGCGGCCAUCGGCCGUGAAUACCUCUUGUAUAUGAUGGAUGAGCAUCAUGACUACGAAGGUGCGGCUGAGCUCUUCCCUUUGAUCCUGCGCAAGGAUGCUUCGGCAUGGGAAUCGUUUGUCCUCCUAUACUUGGAGCGCGGGAAAGUGUCGGUGGUGCUACCAUUUAUUCCCACCAGGGACCCGGAGCUUGGCGAAAUGGUGUACGACAUGGUCCUUGUGGCCCUCUUACGAACGGAUGAGGCAGCAUUGUUGGCGACACUGCGUACAUGGCCCGGCCACCUUUAUUCGGCGCAGGCAGUAGCUGCCGCAAUUGAAGAUCGUGCAGAGAACAGUCGUGUAUUGCUAGAAUGCCUGGCACAGCUGUACUUGACUGAUCACCAGCCAAGCAAAGCGCUGUUAUACCUGCUCCGACUUCGUCAUCCGUCUGUGUUUGGCCUGAUACGUGAUAACAAUUUGCUGAUCGAUGUGCAACAGAAGAUUGGGCUGUUGGUUGAGUUGGACCAGGAUUUGGCCGAGACUAAGCAGCCCGAAGAAAGCGUACUUAUAUCACUGCUGGUCGAUCAUACACAUGCAAUUCCUAUUCAUCGCGCCAUGCAGCAAUUGGAGCCGUAUCCCUGGUACCAGUAUCUGUACUUGGAUGCCUUGUUUGAACGAGAUGCCUCUAUGAUUACAGACUAUGCCAACCGACUGGUAUACUUGUAUGCUGAGUACCAAUACCCAAAGCUAAUGCCGUUUUUGCGUGCCAUGAGCUCAGUGUACUCGUUCCAGCGGGCGUACGUGGCAUGUGAGGCGCACAACUAUGUACCAGAGAUGGUAUUCCUCCGCGGUCGCACAGGCGACUUGCGUGGCGCUCUCGACUUGAUUCUCGAUCGGCUGGACGACGUAGAAAUGGCUAUCGACUUUGUUCGCCAGCAGGACGAUAUCGAGUUGUGGGGCGCCCUCUUAGCCCAUGCGCAAAACAAGCCGAACUACAUCCGUGGUCUCCUCGAGCAUGCUGGCGGUGAAAUUAAUCCGGUUCGCAUUAUUCGCCCCAUCGAAAAAGGGCUGGUGAUUCCAGGACUGCGACCGGCUUUGAUCAAAACGAUGCAAAACUUCCAACUACAGAAUUCCCUACUGCACGGCGGCUUGGUCGUAUUGGAACGGGAUGCUCAAGAAUUGGGCCAUCAAUAUACCCAGGCUCUUACGGCUGCGAUGGCCUGUGAUGCUGCGACGGAAUGCACCGUAUGCGGACGUGCCCUACUGCAAAAACCGUUCCAGCGAAUUGUGCUCUUUUUCUGCUGGCAUGCCGCACAUGCGUCCUGUCUCCCAGCAGCGUCAUUGUCACAGUCAGCGUCGCCACGUUCAGUGGCCCGCCAAGGUGCGCUGGUACGUAUUUCAGAGACCACAACACAAUUGGAUGCACGGGCACGUGAGCCUUGGAUUGGUGGAGAUCCACACAUGCCACCUCAGCCAAGGCAGGAUGGGGACGAGGGUGUGACACGGACAUGGAAACAGCUGCGAAGUGAGCAAGCGGAUCGUCAAUCGCUGACACGUGCACGACAACGUCGAGCUGCAGGCGGCGGACACAAUACAGGCUGCCCUACCUGUGCCGCUGACAUGUCAUAUCGGUUGCAAGAUUAG